AUGUACGAACUGGGAGAGGGCGCCCGGGAGGAGGCCGGCGAACACAUGGAAGCGAGUAUCAACAACAUCGCCAACAAGCUAGCCAACAUCCUCUACAUCACCAAUGUGUCCAUGAAGGAAAACUUUGCAGCGCGAAACUCCUUGCAGUAUGCCAAGUUCAUUAAUGACAUGAAAUCCUACUGUGUAAAUCUGAUCCAGGCAGUCAACAACAUAAGUGCAGAUUUUUACAACUACACUUGCUUGCCUGUGCAUACCAUCCCCAGGAACCCCUACAACAACAUACAGGAUGUGAACACCAUUACGAGCAACCUCAGUGUAGACGAUGGGGCGGAAAAAAUAAAACAGGACAAAAACACGCUGCACACAUUCAGAACGACGUAUGACCCAAAAGAUUUCAACACCAUCCUCAAACACAUAGAGCAAUUUAACGAUAACGUUUUUUCCGCACUGAACAACAUGCAACAUGCUAAGGUCUCCCACCAAAGGUAUGCAGAGACACAGACGUACGGGACGGUGCUCUCCGAUCGUUUGAAGAGCAGAGAGAGGGACAGUGAGCACUUGGAGGUAUAUAUGGCCAAGGUCAGUUACGGCCUAUUCUGA
Molecule: messenger RNA, 600 nt
Organism: Plasmodium coatneyi
Lineage: Eukaryota; Apicomplexa; Aconoidasida; Haemosporida; Plasmodiidae
Exons: 1
Coding region: 1-600 (199 amino acids)
Source: RefSeq, a predicted model, not a curated record